AUGGCUGGAAGACAGCGCAUGUUCAUCCUCCCCUCCCUUUAUCUUACAUUCCUCCAUCUCUGUUUCUUCAUUCCUGCACGUUUCUGUGGUCCUUCCCGGGCCCCUCUCCUUGCUGGCCAGCCCUUUCUGGUUCUGUGGGGUGUUCCAGAUAAAGACUGUUUGGGCCGGCCAAACCCAGCUGCAUUUGGGAUGGAGUGGGAAGGCCGUGUGGCAAUAUUUUAUGAAGACACGCUCGGACUUUACCCAUAUUUCACUGUGCAGGAUCGUCCUGUCAAUGGAGGCCUACCACAACACACCAGCCUUGACCUUCACCUUCAGAGGGUGGAGGGGGACCUGACCGUCUCAUUACCCCAGGCAGGAGCACCUGGGCUGGGGAUUCUGCGCUGGCAGGAGUGGGCACCUCAGUGGAACAGGAAUAGAGGAAAUAAAGCAAAGUACCUUGUUGAGUCGAGAGCUCUUCUGCGAGGAUUUUUUCCAGAUUGGAGUGUAGCGGAAGUGGAGAAAUGGUCUCAGGUUGACUUUGAGGCAGCAGCACAGUCCAUAAUGAUGGAAACCCUGCGGGAGGUGAAGAAACUCCGCCCACAGAGAUUAUGGGGCCUGGCUCCGUAUCCUAACUGCUAUAACUUCGACCCCGCCCAGAUGGCAUUAGCCAAUUACACGGGGCGGUGUCCUGCAGCGGAAAUGGCCCUUAAUGAUGAGCUGAUGUGGUUGUGGAAGCGGAGCGGAGCCCUUUAUCCCGUCCUCUCACUGGAGAAGCUGCCAGAGGGGACCAAAGGGGCGUGGCUUUACUCAACCAAUCAGAUCAGAGAGGCAUUACGAGUGGCAGCUCUUGCGGGGACUUCAUCUGAUCUUCCUGUGUUUCCGAUGAUCAAGAUCGUUUACACUUCUUCCUCCUCCUUCCUCUCAGAGGCUGACCUGGUGAAUACGAUUGGAGAGAGUGCUGCUAUGGGAGCAUCUGGAGUCAUUAUAUGGGAAAAAUCAUUAGCAGUUAAAACACAGAAAUCCUGCUCAGAGUUUGGCUCAUAUGUUCGCCAGGUUCUCGGCCCUUACUCUGUCAAUGUGACCACAGCAGCACGUCUCUGUGGGGUCUCUCUGUGUCAAGGCCGUGGACGCUGCGUGCGCAAGAAACCCGAGGACCCCACAUACCUGCAUCUUCCCUCAGCUCACUUUAUGCUGAUCCCGAACGGGGCAGAAGGAGUGCGGGCCACAGGCGAGCUUCCCACUGCUUACAUUGACCUCUGGAAGAAGGACUUCCGGUGUCAGUGGUUCGAGGCACUGGAGGGCGCAGCAGCAGAUCAAGAAUCAGGAGCGGUGCUGGAAAACAGAAGGAAAAUAACAUCAGCAACAACAACAACAGUAAAGCCAGUGGGUGGCUUGAGCCAGAGUCAGAGUACAGUGGGUCCAGUGGUACCAAUGGCACCAGCGCCUACCAAACAGCCAGUGGAAGGUGGAAGCUCAGCCCUUAAAACUCCCCUUGUCCUAUUCUGUUCUCUGGCUCUCUUCAGCUUCGUUGUGUUUGAUGUGUAA
Danio aesculapii is the source of this 1527-nucleotide messenger RNA. Its product is annotated as Glyco_hydro_56 domain-containing protein. Gene Ontology annotation, biological process: carbohydrate metabolic process; hyaluronan catabolic process. Gene Ontology annotation, molecular function: hyalurononglucosaminidase activity. The record is from RefSeq and is a predicted model, not a curated record. The transcript has 4 exons. The coding region runs from base 1 to 1527 and encodes 508 amino acids. Lineage: Eukaryota; Metazoa; Chordata; Actinopteri; Cypriniformes; Danionidae.